UUUGAAACGAUAUUUUGCUUUGUACCGAUUAUUUUACUUUCGCAUCCCUACUACUACUACUUUGUAAUUUGUAUUGAAUGCAGUCGAUGUUGAUUAAAAUAAAGUUUUGCUGUUUUUAAUUUAAUCUACAACUCUUUUAUUUCAAAAGAAAAAUAUGUUUUAUUAAAAAGAGAAUAAAAUUAUAUCAUGGAAGUUCAUACUGAAACUACGACACAAGACGGUACAGUUAAAAGAAGCCCUUUUGAUAACCUAAGCAGGGAUGAAUUAAUUCAAAAAUGCAAAGGACUACUUACAAUUGCUCAAAAGGCUAAACAAGCCAAAACAGAACUGCAAACUGAGAUUGAAAGUUAUAAAUUACAACUUGAUAAAUAUGAAACAGAAAAAAAGUCAAAUUUAGAAAAUAUACAAACAUUACAAGAACUUGUAGACUCAUUAACUGAGCAAAAACUAAAUUACAUAACUGAAGUUGACACUGCACAAGGUAAAAUAAAAUCCCUCAGUAGUAAAUGUAAAUUGUAUGAGGAGGAAAUCAAAAAAUUCAAAGCAGAUUUCAUCAUAAAAGAUAAAAGUUUAAGUGACAAUGCACAAAAAUUGUCAGACGUAGACAGUGAAAUCAUAUCUUUAAAAAGACAAAACAAUAGAUUUAUGGAAGAAAAUGAACAACUUAUUACUCAACUCUCAGAGCUUGAAACGCAAAUUAUGGAAUUCAAUAAAAUAGGGUUAGAGCAAAGAAAACAACUAGAAAUAUUGGAAGAAAGGGUGCAAAGAGAGGAAACCAGUAAAACUCAGAUUGAUGCCCUAAACAAAAAAGUCGAAGAAUUAGAGAAUCAAAUUGCUUUAAAUUCUCAUCAUAAUGAUGAUGUUGACAUGGUUAAGUAUGAAAAUAAAAUGAGGGAACUUUCCACUUUGUAUGAAUCAGAAAAAAGCAGAAAUGAGAAAGCAAAUGUCAAAUUACGUAGCUAUAAAGAUAAAAUACUAAAAUGUGCUACUUGUAUUAAUCAACUUAAAAAUUCAAGAUUUAUAUUGACAAAGACAAUAAAGGAAUAUUCUGAAAAUGUACCAAAAUGGCAGAAUGAUAUAAUCAAAGCAUCACAAUUGCUUGAAAAUCAAAUAAAUCAGCUAAAUAGCGAAAAUACAAAAUUAAAAGAAAAGCUUAUAAAAUUAGAACAGCAGUUAAAUAACAUUACUAAUCCCCAAAAAAUUGAGGAGAACAAUUCUGAAGUUUCUAAUUUACAUAGCGAAAAUGCAGUUCUCAAAGCCAAAAUUAAUAAUUUGGAAAGACUUUUACAAUUAGAAAAUGAUAAUUGUGCAAAACACAAGUCUGAAGUAAUUUCAUUAAGAAGUAACUGUGAUUUACUGCAAUCUCAGCAAUUUGAGAUUAAAGAACAGUUAUCUAAAUGUGUUAAAGAAAAUGAAACACUUCAAAAGGAUUUAGACAGUAUCAAUACCGAUUACAAGGAUUUAAUUGAACAGCAGCUUCCUUCACACAUCAAGAUUAACAAUCAAUUAACCACUGAUUUAAAUGUAAUACAAGCUAAAUAUGACACAUUAAAAAAUAAAAAUACAGAUCUUAUGAAUACAAUUGAAAAGUUGAAAGGUGAAAAUGAUAAAUUAGCCAAGUCUAUACAAACAACAUCUUCUAAUAAUCAAUUUAUAGAAAAUAUGCAUUUGCAAAUCAAGGCAUUAGAGAGUGAGAAGGCAACAUUGGUAAAAGAAAAACUCAAUGCCAGGGAUAAUGUCGUAGAGUUGGAAAACAAAAAUAAAAUAUUAACAGAGCAGAAUGAUAAGUUAAAAUCUGAAAUUACAGAUAUAAAAUCUCAACUUGACAUAAUAUCGAAAGAGAAAACUGCAGUUGAGAAAACACUUAAAACAGAAAAGGAAAACGAAAUUAGCAAAUUAAAAUGUGAAAUAAUUGAAUUGCAGGAACAAUAUGGCUUACUAAAAAAGACACACGAGGACCUACAGGACCUGAAUGGCUUACUCAAAGAAGAAGUGGAAAAUCUCAAACUUUCAUUAGAACAACCAAGACCUGACGAUGGUGAAAAUCAAUCUGAUUUGAAUGUCUCUCUACAAGCAGAUAUAGUGAAGUUAGAAACAAAAUUAGCUGCAUACAAACAAGAAAAUGCUUCUCUUCUUACAGAAAUUAAGGAAUCUCGUGCUAAAUCUAAAGAAUUUGAUAAUCUUGCAGCCGAAUGUGAUGAUGCAAAAUCUAAACUUAUGGGGUACAAAACGGAAAAUACUGAAUUAUUGAAUGAAAUGAAAGAAAUAAAUCAGGUACUUAAAGAACGUGGCGAAGCUAUAUCAAAAUUACAAAAAGCUGUUGCAGAAAUGGAGAGACUUAUAGAAACCUUGGAAAAAGAUAGAGAUAGGGUUAACCAAGAAAAGGGCAUUUUGGAGUGUAAAGUUAGUAGUUUAGAAAAUGAUUUGAAAAAUGCUGAAGAAAAUACAAAUAAAAGACACAAUGACUCUGAACAGAUUCUUCAUGAAAAAGAUGCUGCUUUAAAAGCAUUAUCUGAAAAGGAUACCAUGAUUAAUUCUUUAAAAGAUGAGAUCGAAAGUCUUAAACAUCAGCAAUCAUCUUCUGAUUUGCAAAAUGAGGAUAUGUCUACUUCCACAAUUUCAAAAGCAGAAGAACAUUCGCGAAUGAGAGAUUUAGAUGAUUCAUUUGAAGAAAAAUACACAAAGUUACGCAUAUUUGCUUUGAAAUUAAAGAAAAAGUUAAAUGAUACUAUUAAUCAAUUACAAAAUGCUGAACAAGACAAAGCUAUACUUGAAAAAUUACUUAGUGAAAACGAAAAAACGCCAAAGUCAGCUAGUAAAGAUGAAGUUGAUAAUGUGUCAAAUCUUCAAAGUAAAGUGCAAACUUUAACUGAAACUGUUGCAGCUUCAGAAAAAAUUGAGGCAGAUUUAAAAAAUUUGAAAGCUGAAUUGGACGCAAAGUCUCAACAAUUGACUGCUGAAAUUGAAGCUCAUAAAGUAACCAAAGAAAACUUGGAGAAAGCGCGACGUGACGCUAAAAAGAAAAAUGUACUUAGCCUAGAAAUGGAGGAUUAUGAACGAUCUAUGAAAGAAUUGACGGCUAAAAUGGAAGAAAAGAAGAAGAAGAUGGUUCAGAUGGAAUCUACAAUUGACACUCAAGAGGGAACUAUUAAUGCAAUGAAAACCCAAAUAAAGUUGCUGGAGGAACAGAUACGAUCAGAAGAAAUGCAAACUAGAUUAACAAAAGAAGAAUUACAGAAUGUCGUAGAAGAAUCCAGAGCGAAGGACAGCGUUAUUCAAAUGAAGAAUGAAGUCAUAUCUAAAUUAGAACAGGAUCUAGAAGAUGAAAAAAGAAAGAACGAAGAAGCCAUUUUAGAAAUCACUGGUAUACUCAGUGAAAAAGAAAAAAUAAUCAUUAGCUUAGGAGAGGAGAAAAUUGAAUUGAACAACAAAUUAAAAAAAUUGGAAUUCAAAUGUUCACAACUCGGUGAAAAUUUGCGUAUUACGAAUAUAGAGCUUGCUGAUUUGAAGACUGAAUAUACUAGUUAUAAGGUGAGGGCGCAAGCUGUGCUACGACAAAACCAAACAGUUGAUCAUAGCCAAGAAGAACAAUUGAAAGAGGAAGCUGCCGCUCUGCGCGCUCAAAUAGAGACACUAACAGCAAAGCUUUCAACUUUACAAGAUCAAUGCGCUGAAUUAACUUCGGAAUCGGAAUCGAUGCGUCGCCGAGCGGCUGAAGGCGCGAACGAAGUAGCGCGCGCGCAACAACGUAACUCCCGGCUGCAGGCAGAUCUUACGCGGCUCACACAAGAAUUGGAAUCGGAGAGAUCACAGCAUAAACUACAGGUUUCAACAUUAACGCAGUGCUACAAAGCGCAGAUCAACGAAUUGGAGGCGAGACUCCAAAAAGAGACUGAUCUACUGAGGAAACAGUUGGCGAGUCACGACAACGCUAACUCGUCUCAGUCUCACGGCGCCGCGAGAGCAAACGAUCCGAAUCGCAACCAAUACAUGCUUCCGGUUAUACCGAAGGACGACAGCGAUGGAGAGAUGGAUAUCAACGUCUCCAUGAUACCGAGGGAGGAAGGAGAGGGUUCGGAAGCGGCGCCCUCGCCUCCGCCAUUCAAGUCUUACAUGGCGAGUGGUGGCAGCGGUCGAUCGCCGGUCCCUCUAGAAAGGUUACUCGAACAAGGAGUCCCCGAAGAUGAAGCUCUAGAUGCUGCCUCGUUGGCGCUCACUCCAGAGCAAGAGGCCAUCGACUUGAGGAGGAGACUCCAAGCGCAGCAGCUUAAGGUGAAGCACGUGACCGUAUUAUUGGCGGAGUCUGAACGCGAAUGCGCGCGCAUGGCGCAGCUUAGCGACCUUCUAAAGGCGGAGUUACGUCGCGCGCACGGAUCCACGCAGAGUGCGCACAACGCGGAGUACAUGAAGAAUGUCACGCUUAAAUUCAUAACGCUACCACCGGGAGACGAGCGCAGUCGACUGGUGCCCGUGCUGCAGAAGAUUCUCGCUCUCUCGCCCGAAGACACCAGUAAGCUGCAAGCGGUAGCUAAAGGCUUGGAUCCAAAUCCCAACAAGGGCUGGGGCAGUUAUUUACCAUGGCCAGGAGGAAAGUGAAAUAUUAUUAAAAUUAGUAAUAUAAUAGUUCUAAAACUUUAAAACUUUCAACGCAGACUGCAAAUACAUGUAAGAUUGUAGAGACUAUUUUAUUUUUGAAUGUUCGAUUUUUAUUCGAAUAAAAAAAUUAUCAAUAGCAAUUUUAUGCCUUUCAUGUAUUUUGUAAGGAACGCUCGGUUAGGUAUUUGGAGGUGAAGGUUUAGUCAAAGACUCGUCGGUGGACUAAGAACUAUAAUAUUAAAGCGAUUGUAUCUACUUAAAUGGCUACAACCAAAUUAUUUUUGGUACCAUUUAAAUUUUCUUAAAUCAUAUUAACAAAGACGAAAGUUACUGAAAAGUCAAAGAUACAUCGUUUGUAGAAGGACUGAUUCCCGGUAACUCGAACGAAAAAGGGCUUAUUAAUUUGAUUGGAAAUUUGCAAUUAUGGAAGAAAAAAUCAAUUAUAUUAUGAUAAUUACUGUUAUACCAAUUUACUACACACUCUGUCUAAAGACUAUUGUUUAAUUAACCAUCUCGUCAGUGAUGAGAGAAAUGUAAUCUACUAUCCGUUUUAGUACGAGUAAAGCGACGGCCACACCCAGUGGCCGCAACAACCAGAUCAACUGGACGUUGUUAAAUGAAAAGGAUCCAACCCACAACCUUAUAGAAAAUUAGUUUAGUAUACCAAAGUACUCCUUAAGGUCAAUACUAUUAAAACACGACAAAGAUCAAAGUAAAAUUCAAGUGUAAUGUGAUUUUGUAUUCAUAUGAAUCCAAGAAGAUAAAAUUGAGAAUCGAAGAAGAAAUACGGUCUUAAAUUCAAAAAAUCAUCUCAAAGCUAAGUUUAGGUGGGUUAGAUCCUUUUCAUUUAACCACGUCCAACUAUACAUAAACCAUACGAAAGUCGCGCACUUGGCCGCAACGGCCUACUUUAGUUAAUCUGGUCGUUGCGGCCACUGACCGUGGUCUUGGCCUUCUAGUGCGCGAUGCGCCUAAGACCGGUUCUACUCUCAGACCCGUUCCCUAAGUCGAUCUGGUAAAUCUAAAUUUAACAUCAGUUUUUCUUUUUCAUUCUGUAUAGCGAAUGACAAGGAUACACUGUUGUCUAAUUUUAGGUUUAAAGAAUCAUGCCAGAAUAUACACCAAUAUGUGAGUAAAAACACCCAGUUUAAACAACAGUAUUGAAAAAUUACAUUUUAAUAUUUUCAUCAAUAUAACAAGUAACAACUCUCUUUCAAUCAAUAGAACAAUGUAAAAUUACAUUUUAAUAUCAUGACCAAUCAGUUCUUAUUAUGUCGAUUCAAGUAAACUCCGGUAAUUCCGAACUUAUUAUUCUUGUUUGAACUUAUAAAGAUAACGCUAUGUAAUGUCGCUGUUAAACAGGUAACAAGAUCGUUAUUAUUAAGCGCCACAAGUACUUCUGAUGACAUUUGUUAUUAUUUAAUAUAAGUUUGAUAAUUUUCCACAACGAUUCUGUAAUAGGUCAACCAACAUUACAUUCCGGUACAUUUAAACCAGUUUGAAGUGCUUAAUUGUUUUAAUACUAUACAUUCCGUGUAAACUCUGUACAGGUAACAAAAUGGUCUUCUAGCUUCUAAAUUUUCAUUGAUAAAUGUAACCAACUGGAUCCAAAAUUAAGUCAGAAAAGUAUGAACUUUACAAUCAAGUAAACCCUUUUGUUAAUUUUAUUUGAAACGAAUGUUGACAUUAUUUUUAAUCCGGCAAUUAAGAGGUACAAAAAAAUGUUCUCAGUAAUUGAGUUUUUCAAAUAAAGUAUGUGUCUACCUCACACUAUAGAAUGCUAUUUUUCAAUUUUUUCAUCAUGAGGAAAUCAAUAAACAUUUAGUUAGUAUCUAGAUCAAUAAAUUUGAGUCGGCGAAAUUGAUAAAGAAUGUGGGUUUUUCUUAAUAUCAAAGAUCUUCUCAAUAACUGGCAUUUCAUACUACAUAUUGCUAUCUAACGGAUAUAUUGAAUUACUUAAAUAAUAUUUGAAGAAGGGUUUUCAGUGUUAAGGUAUUCUCAGAAAGUAUGCAUGUCUUUCUUAAAAGUUGUCUUCUUAUUACGAAUAGUAAUUUGUACUUUUAAAUUUUUAUGAACUUCGUGCUUUUGUCUUCACUUUUUAGUAGCUUGCAAAAAGAUUUCAUAAAGCUUAGAUAUUUUUAUUUAGACAUACCUACGAAAUGUAAACUUUAAUGCAAAGUAAUUUAUGAUAAAUGUUGUUUGUCUAUUUAUGUUGUUAUUUGUUUAUUCAUUCAUAUAAAAUGAGUAGUGUAGACCUAUUGUUUAAAGUCUAUGAUAUAUCUAAUAUAUUUAUUUGAGGGUUUUUUUGGCAUCGGCGGUUUCAUAACGAUAUCGAAUGUAUUUUCAUGAGUUAUUGCGAUUGGUAGUACUGGGUUGCGAUAUAGCAAAUUGUGAUUGAGCGUUUUUGAAUGAUUUUGGUGUGUUUAAAUGUUUGUAUUUGUUUGCUGCAUCUAAAGUGUAAAAUUACAUAAAUCGCCACUGUGAAUGCCUUUCGUAGUAAGUACUACUAAAACACAGAAAAAAUAACAAUUAAUCAUCCCAUCUUCUCUUUAUCAGUCUUAUUAAAAUUAUAUUCUUCAUGCAUAUUUAUCAUGGUGCUGGAAAGUAAAAAGUUUUUGUAAAAGUAUGAGACUAAGUCUACUCUAUAGAUGCCAAGAUUAUUAGUGCAGUCAUUGAAGCGAAAAAUACGGUCUUACCUCCGAUUUUUUUUACUGUGAACCGAUUUGCAUGAAAUUUUGGAAUUAGGCUCAUCUUACCCUUAACUUCAAAUGUGAAAAUGAUCUGAACUCCGCCUAUUAUUUUUAAGGGUUGUAAACAACCCCUUAAUGGAAAAAUUGACAUUGAGCCAUUUUAUCGCUAGAAAACAUGUCUAAUAGUAAGUGAUGAAAUUGUAAAGUAUUUUCUAACAUAAUUACCUCAUAUUAAAAUCAUUUUCAACCCACACAUAUAUAUUACAUAUUUAAAAAUAAUUUAGUUUAGAGUAAAAAAUUGCCAUUUAUUGAAUAAAAUAUUUACUAAUUAUAUAAAAUUGUACUAUUAUUAUUAAAAUAUAAUAUUAUUAUUCAUGACUCAAUGUCGGAGUCGCUGUCACAUUCAACAUCUUCUGGCUGAAUUGGAGGGCUAUUUUGGCAGUUAUCUCCACUGCACGUUCCACAAGUACUAUUACAAAACAGACCAACUUUUCUGCAUCCGCAAGACGCUCCACAUCCUUUUUUGCAGUUGCAAAAAAUCAUUUUCAGCAGUUCUUGUGGUGCGGGUGGAUCUACAGACUUAAGUGGAUUUAAUAAACCGUCAUUCAUGACCCACCCCCAAUCCGUUGGAUGAAUGAUGAUGAUGAUGAAAUGUGUUAUAUAUACAUAUAAGAACGUUGGUAUGUAUUCAUGCCUACGUUUCCAAAAUAUAUGAGCCAUAUUAUGUAUAUAUAUACACAUUACAAUAGUUGUGGGUCUCUAUUAUACUGCGUACUUUCACAUUGCUCCAAAUAUUCACACUCCGAAAUUUUCAGUUACUAAGUAGAAAAAAAUAUGAUAAGUUUUUGGACCAUUACUCCUUCAAUUUUCAUGCUAUCACAAUUUAUGUAAAACCAUUGUAAAGGUAAUUAAGAGAGCUACAACAUCCUCCAUUGCAAUAUAUAUUAAAAAACCUUUUUCUAAAACGGUGGAGGGUUAAAGGGCUUAAGAGAGGCUAUGAUUGCGCUACCACGCGCUCUUUAAACAAUCAUAUCUCCGUCAAUUUUAUUUUGACAGAAAAAACAAAAAAACCAAAUUAUGUGUCAGAAAAAUAUCUAAAUUUUUAAAUCGUACACUUUUAUACGUAUCUAUCGUCAUUUUUGAGAUAUUAUGAAAAAAAAGGGGGUUUUUUUAAAUUUGAAAGGACAUUGUUCUGCGUCCAUACAUAGUUAGCCUAAGAACCAACAAUCAUGAAAUAUUAUUUUCUAGGUUCGAAAUCGCAAGUAAAUGACUGUAAAAACAAAGAUUAUUGACGGACACUUCUGAAAACUUAAAUUAUAAGGAAAACUAUUUUCUUUUCAGGUUAUGUUUAAUAUUCAAUGAAACAUAGGUCAAUCUACGGACUUAGUAUGAAGUGAAUUAAUAUUACAACUAAUUCAUUUUAUUCGGUGCGAUUUUAAAGAAAAAUUUGGUUAGGUAGGAAUCGUGAAUGAAAUAAAAACUAUAGUUUUGCUUCUUAUUUAUUGACUAUUUUUCACAUACUUGUAUCAUAUUGUAUAUUGUUUUUAUUUGCUUAACACAUGUAUAUUGUGUGUGUCUCUUGAAUAAUUUGGCAGUAUGAUCCUCUUAGGAUGUUGUGGCACAGGUUCACUAGCACUUGGUAAUAAGGUCUCUGGCAUAUUAGAUAGCCGAAAUAGUUGAAUUAAAGGAAAAACAAUCGCAAAUAAACACACACAACAGGUAAUCCGAAACGAGAAUGCACGAAUGCCACAGAUUACUACGAAUGAAAACUGCCUGCACCACAACCACAGAGUAUCGAGUUUUAUGCCGGCCCUUCACUUGACAACAGUUUAUCCUUGUAAGUAUGUAUAAUAUCCCAUACUUAAUAAGAAAUGAAAAGGACAGACUGAUGUCACGUUUAUAAUAGCAAAUACGAAUAGCUAAGUGAAGUGCCGGCAUUAGGAAGAAUAAGUGUUUCGUUUUCAGCGCUGUCAUAGAUUAUACACAUAAAAUGGUAUUUAUUGUCUAGGAUUAUUUUUUUAACUUUUUAAUUUAGCUUACUUAACUGGAAGUGUCCGUGACAAUCUAAAUACUGAUAAUUAUCGCAAAAAAUAUACUUAGAAUUAUCAUAAAUGCCAAAUCGGUGUUGGUUCUUAGGCCAAUUUUAACAUUUUCCUUUGGUUUUUCUUUUAAUCGUGACUUUUUUGAAAAAUAAGUAUCCUGAAGCAGCCAACCUGAAACUAUCUAUCAAACUCUUCAUAAUAAAGUUAAUUCUAGGCGGAAUACGAUUAAUUUUAAUUUUGGUGGAAAUGGCACUUUUGAAACCCAUUGAUUUAAAAGAAAAAACAUUAGAUGCUCCCCUUAUUUGCAAUAUAGCUCACUUAUUUUACGUGCAAAAGACUUUUAAUAGUGCUCAUUUUAAAGCUUAUUUCAAGCACUACAAAACCCUUUUGUAUUAGAAUGCAUAAAAUGCAUCUUCUCGCCGCUAGAUGGCAUUUCAGACAAAAUAAAAAACGGCUUUGAUAUUUAAUAUCUAGCUUAAUAUUGCACUUAGAAUACUUUAUAAAAAACCAAAUUGUUCAUUGUUUUACCUGCUACAAUUUAGUUUUUUAUAAAAUUUUCGAUAAAACUUAUAUUUUUGGAGAU
Messenger RNA from Chilo suppressalis (striped riceborer), 9911 nucleotides. NCBI's taxonomy places the organism in Eukaryota, Metazoa, Arthropoda, Insecta, Lepidoptera, Crambidae. The record is from the annotation of a GenBank genome assembly.